AUGCGUCGUCAUGGCAGGUCCAGUGGAGGUCCUACCAAGGCCGUCUCGCCCUUGUCCGACACUGUAUCCCUCAUACGUUCGUUCGAUUCGGUCAUGAACCCAAACCGACCCGCGCGUCCCUCACCCUUGGCCUCCUCCCACAUCAAAGCUUUGCCCUUGGAACUGGUAGAUCGGUUGCGGUCUUUCCCGCUGUUUCAAGCUACUCCGGAAUCCUUUUUGAUCGAGGUCGGACAGCACCUGCGCCCACAGCUCCACGCACCCAACGAUUAUAUUUUGACGGAAGGCGAUGAGGCAAAGGCAAUAUACUGGCUGGUGCGGGGUGCCGUCUCGGUCACAUCUCGGGAUGGCGAGAGUAUAUACGCCGAACUCCAACCCGGUGCGUUCUUCGGGGAGAUUGGAUUGCUCAUGGACCGUCCUCGCACUGCGACCAUUAUCGCCCGGACUCGAUGCAUGCUGGUCGUGCUGACAAAAGACGAUUUUCGGAAUAUAUUGCCUCGGUUCCCGGAGGUUGAACGGGCGAUCCGGGAGGAGGCAGAGGAGCGGUUGAUGAUUUUAGAAAAGAAAAAAAAAGAAACCUCCGCGCCUGCUCUGGAUCUGCCGAGCCCGGCACGAAGAGGUUCAAAAAGACUGCGCGAGAGCUUUUCAAAAGACCUAGCUGUUAUAGAGGAUGAUGGGGACUUGAGCGCCAAGUCUGUGUACAAGAAGAGGAAGUCACCGAGUCCCGGUCGGCGAGAUGGCUCUAGUGCAUUGGCAAAUGGAUUGGUCAAUGUACGUCUCUUACUUAAAGAGCUGCCGCUUUUUUCUGGGCUGCCUGCCGAUAUCCUCCACUAUCUUGGUCUUAACGCCCAGCCGCGAUCUUUCCCUCCAUUUACCGACAUCAUACAACAAAAUUCUCAGGGCCGUGAGCUCUACUUCAUUGUUCGCGGCGAGGUCGAGGUUCUUACGGAAAAGGCGGAGACGACCCACCCAGCAAACAGAAACAGCCCAAAUGGACACAUUGAACGGCCGGGAAUUGAGGUCAAAGCUAGGCUGAAGCAAGGCCAGUACUUUGGCGAGGUGGUCAGCCUAGAUUUGGCACCUCGAAGAACCGCUACAGUUCGAUCUGUGACUUCAGUUGAGUGUUUGAUGCUCAGCGGUGACGUCCUUGCUGAAUUUUGGGAGAAAUGCCCUAGUGACGUGCGGGAACAAGUUGAACGCACUGCCCAAGCAAGGCUCCAGGCGGCAGCCGAUGGUGAUAUUGUCAUGUCUGACGAGGCGGACUCGCAACCAUCUAUUGGUAAUCUUGCCCUCGACGACAAAGUCAAGAUCGCAUCAUCACGGCGACGGUCAAUGCCACUACUUACCCUCACUGAAACCGAACUGGAUGGACCACAUCAGUCCUCGCAUGUUGAAGACCAAGACCAGGAUGUGUUGCGGCCCUCCGAUCCCGACCCAUACCUCAGCAUUGGCCUUGAUAAAGUUCGGAUGCGAAGUCGACGCGGCUCGCUAGCACCGUUAUCCCCCGAGGAAGUAUCAGGGGAGCAGCAGCGCUCAUCUCCUACGGAGCCGCGCUCUGCCAGUUCUUCGACCCUUGCCCUUCCCGAAACUGCUAGCCCCUUUAAGUCAUAUCAGACCGAACGGCCCCGGAUCGAUGGCUCCAAUGGAGUACUCCCAGAUAGUGUCCUGCUGAGCAUUUUCCAACAUCUUGAACUCCAUCACCUUCUUCGGAUUAGGGCUGUGUCGUCCCAUUGGUCAGAGCUCUUAACCAGAUCUGCGGACGUGAUUCACGAUCUAGAUUUGAGCGUCUACAGCCGCAGGAUUACAGAUGAUGUUCUUGUGAAAAUUAUCUGUCCCUUUGUCGGCAAUCGAGCUCGGUCGGUCAAUAUCAAUAAUUGCUUUCACAUGACCGACGAAGGCUUCAUGGCACUGGCCGCGACCUGCGCCCCAAAUACCACCGUGUGGAAGAUGAAGAGUGUGUGGGAUGUCACGGCCUCUGCCAUUCUUGACAUGUCCAGCAAAGCCACUAAUAUGCAGGAGGUAGACUUGAGCAAUUGCCGCAAGGUCGGAGAUACACUUCUCGCUCGGAUCAUUGGAUGGGUAGUGCCCGCCGACCAGAAGAUGGGCGAGAAACAGUCAUCGAUCAAACCCACAAUCCAGACAGCAGAAUGUAUGGUGUACGGCUGUCCAAAGUUGAAGAAGCUCACACUCUCUUACUGCAAACAUGUCACUGAUCGAUCUAUGCAUCAUAUUGCGUCUCACGCCGCUGGUCGGAUUGAGGAAAUGGAUUUGACUCGUUGCACCACAAUCACAGACCAAGGGUUCAAAUACUGGGGGAAUGCUCAGUUCACCAACCUGCGAAAGCUUUGCUUAGCGGACUGCACGUAUUUGACGGACAACGCCAUCGUGCAUCUCACUAAUGCAGCCAAAAACUUGGAGGAAUUAGAUCUGACUUUCUGCUGCGCAUUGUCAGAUACAGCAACCGAGGUCCUUGCUUUGCAAUGCUCACAUUUGAAGUAUCUCAACAUGGCUUUCUGCGGCUCUGCAAUUUCCGACCCCUCACUCCGGAGCAUCGGUCUCCACCUACUUUCUCUUCAACAUUUAUCGGUCCGUGGUUGUGUUCGAGUCACUGGAGUGGGUGUCGAGGCUGUUGCGGAGGGCUGUCAUCAACUCCAGGUUUUUGAUGUCAGUCAAUGCAAGAAUCUCGGACCCUGGCUUGAGGACGGUGGUGCUGCCCACUACCAGCCGAGAGUCGAAUUUAGAACUGUCGCCGCCAACAAAAAACUUCCUCGGUGA
Molecule: messenger RNA, 2772 nt
Organism: Penicillium expansum
Lineage: Eukaryota; Fungi; Ascomycota; Eurotiomycetes; Eurotiales; Aspergillaceae
Exons: 2
Coding region: 1-2772 (923 amino acids)
Molecular function (GO): protein binding; protein-containing complex binding
Source: RefSeq, a predicted model, not a curated record